Molecule: messenger RNA, 1203 nt
Organism: Rotaria sp. Silwood1
Lineage: Eukaryota; Metazoa; Rotifera; Eurotatoria; Philodinida; Philodinidae
Source: the annotation of a GenBank genome assembly
AUGGCGAAAGCAUCAUUAUCAAUUGAUGAAAAACAUGCAUUGAUUACACGUAAUCUUCAAGAAGUUAUUGGUGAUGAUCGUUUACGGAAGAUUUUAGAAGAAAGAGAUCUUCGCCUUUAUUGGGGAACAGCUACAACAGGUCGACCUCAUAUUGGCUAUUUUGUACCAAUGACUAAAAUAGCUGAUUUUCUACAUGCUGGUUGUGAAGUUACUAUACUCUUUGCUGAUCUUCAUGCCUAUUUGGAUAAUAUGAAAGCACCAUGGGAAUUAUUGGCUCAUCGAACUGUUUACUAUGAACAUAUAAUUAAAGCAAUGCUAAAAUCAAUUGGUGUUCCACUUGAAAAAUUAAAAUUUAUUCGUGGAACUGAUUUUCAACUUUCUCGUGAAUACACACUUGAUGUUUAUCGUUUGUCAUCUCUUAUUACAGAACAUGAUGCUAAAAAGGCUGGUGCAGAAGUCGUUAAACAAGUUGACUCACCAUUACUUAGUGGUUUACUCUAUCCAGGUCUUCAAGCUCUUGAUGAAGAAUAUUUAAAAGUUGAUGUUCAAUUUGGUGGAGUUGAUCAAAGAAAAAUUUUUACAUUUGCUGAAGAAAAUUUACCAAAACUUGGUUAUGCGAAACGUAUUCAUUUAAUGAAUCCCAUGGUUGCUGGUUUAACUGGUGGAAAAAUGAGCGCAAGUGAAGAAUCGAGUAAAAUCGAUUUACUUGAUACAACUGAAAAUGUUGAAAAGAAAGUUAGGAAAGCUUUUUGUGAACCAGGAAAUAUUGAUCGAAAUGGUGUGCUUGGUUUUUGUAAAAGUGUUAUUUUUCCAUUACUUAAGAAUAAAGAUCUAGUAGUAAAACGAUCAGCUGAACAUGAUGGGCCAAUGUCAUUUAGUAAUUAUGAACAAUUAGAACAAAGCUUUCUUAAACAUGAGAUACAUCCAGUUGAUCUGAAGAAUGCUGCUACUACAUAUCUUGAACAAUUACUUGAACCAAUUCGAAAAGAAUUCGAAACUGAAGAAAUGCAAAAACUAAUCUUCAAUGCUUAUCCACCGUCACCGGCUCCAGUUCAUGAAAAAAAAAAGAAAGAAUCUGGAAAAAAAGAACAACGAUCAACUGUAUCAACACCAAUUACAUCUGAAUUAGCACAAAAUGCUAAUGAAAAUCUUGUCAUUAAAGAUGACACAAAUUCUACAUCAAAAGAUGACGAUCCAAAUUAG